Molecule: messenger RNA, 768 nt
Organism: Episyrphus balteatus (marmalade hoverfly)
Lineage: Eukaryota; Metazoa; Arthropoda; Insecta; Diptera; Syrphidae
Exons: 3
Coding region: 204-635 (143 amino acids)
Source: RefSeq, a predicted model, not a curated record
UUUUUGAAAACAUACUUUGCCAUAUCAAUGUCGAUUAUCUCGAAAUAUUAAAAUUAUUUGCUCAAAAACUGUUGAGCUUUAAUGACCAAUCAAUCAGUCUUGCCAAGACACGAGUACUUUGUAAAUUUCGUUUUCAACAACGAUCUGCUUAAAAAUUUGUCAACGAAAUAAUUUAAUUUCUUACAAAAUUAUAAUUUUUUGAAAUGGAAACUGUCGCAAGCUCCUCAACACAGCGUCAAUCUGAUGUUUCUCAACUGCUUGCAAGAAAUGAGAGUACCAACAGAAUAAUUCAAGAUAUUCUACAAAGGCAGAAAUCAUUCAAAGAUGAUCCAGAGAGAAGCAUUCAUCCAAGCUACACUGAUUUCAAAGUUCCCUAUCAUAUGACAUGUCGCUUGCGAUAUUGCAAAAAGAUGAACGAAUACGAAAAGCAAUUUCAGCGGGAACUGAAUGAAAUGCUGAAUCAUCAGCCAACAGCAUACGAUGCUGCAAGAUUUAAUAGGCAUUUAUGUAUAACAACACUGUGGCGACCCUUGCACAAUCGCAAAGAAAUCGAUUAUUUCCAAAGAAAUUUCUUCAGAAUGAAUCCUCGUCAAAAGAAACGACUUGAGUUUAUAAUGAAUACCAAAAUGAUUUAAAGAAGAUUUUUCCCAACCUUAAAAAUUGCUUUCUUAUGUAAAUUAGACAAGUUUGAAGUUUAUUUUAAAUCUUUUUUAAAAAUAAACUGAAACUUGUUAUUCGAGUUUCAAAAUCUAUUUUACCCUUCUUAAA